CUUUGCCAGGCACCAGGCGACCAAGCUGUAUCAAUUCUUAAAGGUAUUGCCUUUGCCCACAUUUUCCGAGCACUCGCAUAGAUCGCGCACAGGGGACGGACGACAGGGACCGACGACGAUGGAAGCCGGGCGCAAGAAGUUCGUCGUGAAGCCCUUCCGCAGCAACGUGGGCAUGGAUGUCACGAAGGCCAAGGAGACAUGGCAGGCCCUCCGAUGCGCUAUCAAGGAGAUCCAUGGCCACAACGCGUCGCUCCUCUCGUUCGAGGAGCUCUACCGGAACUCAUACAACAUGGUGCUGCACAAGCACGGAGACAUGCUUUACGCGGGCGUCGUCGAGUGCGUCACGGAGCAUCUCGUUCAACUCGCUGACCGCGUGAUCCAAGCACCGGACGAAUCGCUUCUGCUCGAGCUCUACGCAACUUGGACGGACCAUACAAUCACGAUGACCAUGAUUCGCGAUAUCUUGAUGUACAUGGAUCGCACGUACGUACCCGGAAAGCGCAAGGUCCCGAUCUACGAUAUGGGCUUGCUCCUCUUCCGGGAUACGAUUGCCCGUCACCCGAACGUCAAGGAUCGGCUGCGAUGGAUGCUUCUCCAAAACAUCGAAAACGAGCGCAAUGGCGAGCUCAUCGACCGUGGGAUAAUGAAGGGCAUCUUGAGCAUGCUCGUGGACUUGGGUCUCCACACGAACACGGUGUACGAAGACGAUUUCGAAACCGAGUUCCUCCGCACGACGGCGGCCUUCUACAACGCCGAGGCCCAGCGACUUCUGGACCAAAACACGUGCCCCGAUUUUAUGCAAAAGGCCGACAAGCGCCUCUCGGAAGAGCACAACCGCGUGUUGCAGUACCUCAAUGCCUCGACGGAGGCAAAGCUCAAGGCAAUUGUCGAGCGCGAACUCAUUGAGAACCACGCAAAAGCUUUGGUCGAAAUGGAAGGCUCGGGGUGCGUGGCCAUGUUUCGCGAAGAUCGCAUCGAUGACCUGCGACGCAUGUACGUCCUCUUCAAGCGCGCCCCGCCGUCAGCACUCGAAGAGAUCGGGUCCUGCUGCACAAACUACAUCAAGUCGACGGGUCUCGACUUGAUCCAGACGCAGUUGAACCAACACCAGCCGUCCGAAGGCGCCGUGCAGUUUGUCCAGGCCGUCUUGGUACUGAAGGACAAGUUUGCAAUGUUCUUGACGCAGUGCUGGGGCGACGACAAGGCGUUCUACAAGUGCAUUCAGCGCGGGUUUGAAGCCUUUCUCAACACAACGCGGACGUGCGCGUUCAUGCUCGCACAGUUCCUCGAUGAUCUCCUCAAGUCCAAGUCUCGCUACGACAACGAUUUGGAAUUUCAAGUCGACAAGGUUAUUGGGCUAUUUCGCUUCCUCAGCGACAAGGACGUCUUCGAGGAGUACUACAAGCGUCUCCUCUCGAAGCGCCUACUCAACGCCAAGGGUUCGUCGGACGAGGCCGAGAAGAUGGUGAUCUCCAAGCUCAAGGCCGAGUGCGGCUAUCAGUUUACGUCCAAGCUCGAGGGCAUGUUCAAAGACAUGGCGAUGACGAAGGAUCUCAUGGACGGGUUCAAGAAGCACUCGCAGACGCUGCAGGUCCAAGUGCUCACGACGGGCUUUUGGCCGACGGAAAAUUGCCUCUCGACAGGUCUCGUUGCACCACUGGAGAUCCGCGCGUGGAUUCACCGCUUCGAGUCGUUUUAUUUUGGCCGCCACAACGGCCGGAAGCUCAACUGGCUCUACAACAUGGGCUCUGCCGAUGUCAAAGCAGUCUUCGGUUCUGGACCCAACGUCCAGCGCCACGAGCUCACGGUCUCGACGUACCAGAUGUGCAUUCUCGUGCUCUUCAACGACCGCGAGAACAUGACGUACCGAGACAUUGCAGCUGCGACCAACAUCGAGCCGUCCGAGCUCAAGCGUCACUUGAUUUCGCUCUGCACACCCAAGUUUCGAAUCCUCACCAAGUCGUCGCGAGGCAAGGGUAUUGACGACGACGACUGCUUUGGUGUCAAUCACGAGUACAAGUCGAAGCUCCACAAGGUGCGCAUUCCACUCGUGUCGCUCAAAGAUAGCUCGGGGGAUGCGCCCGCCAGCGUCACGGUCAGUGACGAGCUUCCGUCGACGGUCGCCGAGGACCGCAAGCAUCUCAUUGAAGCGGCCAUUGUGCGCAUCAUGAAGACUCGCAAGUCGAUGCAACAUAACAACCUUAUGGCCGAAGUGACCCGACAGCUCGCUACACGAUUCGUGCCUUCGCCUCAGCUUGUCAAGCGGCGCAUUGAAAGUCUCAUCGAGCGCGAAUACCUGACGCGGAGCCAGUCUGACCGCCGGCUCUACAGCUAUGUGGCUUAACUGGCCCAGGCGUUUUGAUUGAACCUUGCUCGUGACCUUUUUCUAUAUAGCACUUGCUCAAUUCC
This is a messenger RNA of Saprolegnia diclina VS20, 2409 nucleotides long. RefSeq lists its product as hypothetical. The transcript is spliced from 7 exons. Gene Ontology annotation, biological process: ubiquitin-dependent protein catabolic process; protein ubiquitination. NCBI's taxonomy places the organism in Eukaryota, Oomycota, Saprolegniomycetes, Saprolegniales, Saprolegniaceae. The record is from RefSeq and is a predicted model, not a curated record. Bases 119 to 2344 code for a protein of 741 amino acids. Gene Ontology annotation, molecular function: ubiquitin protein ligase binding. Gene Ontology annotation, cellular component: cullin-RING ubiquitin ligase complex.